AUGUCCCCCGCAGAGCACCUUCCGCCCAAGGCCUACUUAGUCCCAUGCGACUUCACCUCCGCCGCACAUACGGGACUGCUUUAUAACCAGCGAGUGACCUGCGGCUGGGCAGAGGGGGGCAUCGAGACGUGGAAAACCCUCUCUGCCCAGGGAAAUUUGGUCAUGUACUGGCUUGUACUAGACGACGGCCUACCCGAGAAAGAUGACCUGAUCAAAACCCACUGUGAGCGAUACCCGAAUCAAGCAACUCCAGUUCAGGACACAGCCGCUCAGAUAUGGGGUCAACAGCGCAAGCCCUCCAACGCCAGCUUCAUUCCCAUUGGCCACAUCGGCCUCGGUAGGCUUCAGCCUGAAAGUGAGUACGUGCUCACGAUGAAGCAAGUCCAACCGCCUCCAGGCCCAACCGACGUCAUAACCUGGAUCGGUCCCUUGUACAUAUCUUGGGCCAUGCAGAGGCUAGGAAUCGGCAAUCUUGCCAUGACCGAAACUGAGCGACUGGCGGCUUCGCCGCCCGUCAACGGGACCAUCGUCGCCCUGGAUGCAAUUGCGCCCGAUCACGCGCUGGCCCCGGCGCUGCUGAGGACCUAUUACACCCAUUUGGGAAUCCCCCUACCAGUUAGAUCGAACCAUGACUGGUAUCUCAGUAAGGGUUACAGGCCGUACCACCGCAAAACUGCCUAUCCUUGGACCGACACUGUAACUGGCGAGGUCAACAUGUUGGAUACUGUAUAUAUGCAGAAAAGGCUUUGA
This is a messenger RNA of Pyricularia pennisetigena, 750 nucleotides long. RefSeq lists its product as uncharacterized. The coding region runs from base 1 to 750 and encodes 249 amino acids. The record is from RefSeq and is a predicted model, not a curated record. The transcript is spliced from 3 exons. NCBI's taxonomy places the organism in Eukaryota, Fungi, Ascomycota, Sordariomycetes, Magnaporthales, Pyriculariaceae.